Molecule: messenger RNA, 4459 nt
Organism: Pangasianodon hypophthalmus (striped catfish)
Lineage: Eukaryota; Metazoa; Chordata; Actinopteri; Siluriformes; Pangasiidae
Gene: vps8
Product: VPS8 subunit of CORVET complex
Exons: 45
Coding region: 150-4412 (1420 amino acids)
Biological process (GO): protein targeting to vacuole; endosomal vesicle fusion
Cellular component (GO): HOPS complex; CORVET complex; early endosome
Molecular function (GO): protein binding
Source: RefSeq, a predicted model, not a curated record
CAGUGCAGCUUCACUUCCGGGGAAAACAAGGAUGUAACGGCGAGUGCAGCUGUUUAUCAGCGUGAAUGAUUUGACGUUGUGUGUGUGUGUGUAUGUGUGUGUGUGUUUUUAAUUCUGUGUGAGCUCAGGAUCAGCUGGACGCUUUUAUAAUGUCCGAGUCUCCGGAUACUCGCAGUCUGGUGUCGGCGUCCUCACAGCUCAAUUUAAUGGAAAUAGAUGCUAUUGACGACAAAGAGUUCGACAUCCCUCAAGUUGACACGCCACCGACUUUAGAGAGUAUUCUGAACGAGCCUGAGGAUGAGGAUGAACCCUUCGUCCUGGAGGACACAUGCCUUUUGAACACAGAGAACAUGGAUGCGCAUUCCUGUGAGACGUCCUCCCUUGCCAGUUCAGACAGUGGAGACCGUGCACACCUAAAGAGGAGGAGGAAGGCAGUAGAGACUAAUGCGACCGUCCACGGCUCAGUUCUGAGACACAGUGUGCUGAAAGGCAUCUCGGCUCAGAUCGUCUCCGCUGCUGACAAAGUUGAUGCAGGCUUGCCAACAGCGAUCACUGUGUCCAGUGUUAUCGCUGUGGGAACGUCGCAUGGCCUCGCUCUGGUGUUUGAUCAGAACCAGGCGCUGAGGCUGUGCUUGGGUACCACGGCGACAGGGGCGGAGUACGGCGCGGUGUCAGCUCUCAGUAUUAACCACGACUGCACGCGUCUGCUUUGUGGCUUUGCUAAAGGACAGAUCACCAUGUGGGAUUUGGCUAAUGGGAAGCUCCUGCGCACCAUCACUGAUGCCCACCCACCCGGCACGGCCAUUUUGCACGUUAAGUUCACAGAUCUGCCGACACUUGCUGUGUGUAACGACAGCGGCGGGUCUGUGUUUGAACUCUCAUUCAGCAGGAGGGUGAUGGGGAUGAGGACAUGUGAGUCUCGGUGUUUGUUCAGUGGCAGUAAGGGGGAGGUGUGCUGCGUUGAGCCACUGCACGCAGCCCCUGAGCUUAAAGACCAUCCCAUCACUCACUACUGCCUGCUGGCCAUGGCUUCACUCACCAAGAUUCUAGUGAUUGGACUGAAGCCGUCUCUAAAGGUCUGGAUGACUUUUCCAUACGGCAAGACAGAUCCUGCCAGUGUGCCACAGUUGGCGUGGCAGUUUGUAGCUGCACAGAAAGCAGUGAACCCCAUCCUCGCCUUCUGUAGAGGAGACACUGUCCACUUCCUGCUGGUGAAGAAGGACGAAUCUGGAACUGUCCAUGUCAUCAAACAGCGACAGCUCCAACUCAACUGUGACCUUAUUAGUCUGACAUGGCUGAAUUCUCGCACGCUGGUGUUGAUGGACAGCGGAGAGAAGCUGCACGUGGUGGAUCGGCCCAGUCAGGAGGAGCUGGAAACUCUGGACCUGGCCGAGGUGCAGCUCGUCUACAACAGCAGUCAUUUUAAAUCGCUUGCUACAGGGGGCAACGUCAGCCAGGCCCUGGCUUUGGUGGGAGAGAAGGCGUGUUACCAGUCUGUGUGCAGCUACGGAGGCCAGAUCGUCUACCUGGGAACAAAAUCUGUCCAUGUUAUGACCCUCAGAAACUGGAGAGAGCGCGUCGAUCACUUAUUGAAGCAGGAGAAGUUUACGGAGGCGCUCUCUUUAGCCUGGUCUUUCCAUGAAGGCACCGCUAAAGCAGUAUUGGGUCUGUUCGGCGACCCUGUCAAGCGGAAGGGAGUGGUGGCUGACAAGAUGGUGGAGAUCUUGUUCCAGUAUGUAGAGCGCAUGCUAAAGAAGUGUCCUGAGCAGGGCAAGAUCCAGCUGCUGGAGCAACACUUCCAGGACAUGAUUCCUGUCGUGGUGGAUUACUGUCUGCUUCUGCAGAGGACGGAUCUGCUGUUUAACCAGAUCUACUCGAGGCUGGUGGAGAACUCGGUGGCUAAGGGUGUCUUCUUGGAGAGUCUCGAGCCGUACAUUCUGAGCGAGCGGAUUGGCUGCCUGACAGCGCCCGUCAUGAGGGACCUCCUCAGUUACUUCCAAGAAAAUGGUAUGAUGGAGAGUGUGGAGGGCUGCCUGGUGCACAUGGACAUCACCAACCUGGAUAUACAGCAGGUGGUGCAGAUGUGUUGGGAUAACCAGCUCUACGAUGCCAUGAUGUACGUGUUCAACAGUGGCAUGAACGAUUACGUCAGCCCCAUGGAGAAACUCUUUCAGGUGAUUGGUCCUCCUUUGCGAGAAGGCAAGCCUCUCACAGAUGAACAGGUGGUCAUGGGAAAUAAGCUGCUCGUCUACAUUAGUUGUUGUCUAGCAGGACGAGCGUAUCCUUUAGGGGACAUACCAGAAGACCUUGUGCCACAAGUUAAAAAUCAGGUGUUUGAGUUCCUGAUUCGCCUGCACUCACUAGAGGCCAUCCAGGAGGAGGAGGUGUAUCCGUACAUCCGGACCCUGCUUCACUUCGACACCCGCGAGUUUCUCAACGUUCUGGCGCUGACGUUCGAGGAUUUUAAGAAUGACAAACAGGCUCUGGAGUACCAGCAAAGGAUUGUGGACAUUUUACUCAAGGUCAUGGUGGAUAACUCGGACUUCACCCCGUCCCAGGUGGGCUGCCUGUUCACCUUUCUCGCUCGGCAGCUAGCCAAACCCGACAACACCCUCUUUGUCAACAGGAAGUUGUUUGAUCAGGUUCUGGAGUUUCUGUGCAGUCCAGAUGAUGAUUCCAGACACACGGAGAGGCAGCAGGUGCUGUUGGAGUUACUCCAGGUGGGAGGCAUGGUCCAGUUCGACGAGGGGCGGCUCCUCGCCCUGGCAGAAAAGGCAGAAUUCUAUCAGAUCUGUGAGUUUUUGUAUGAGCAGAAGCAUCUUUAUGAUCAAAUCAUUGCCUGCUACCUGAAGGACCCCUUAAGAAAGGAGGAGGUUUAUAACUACAUCCAUAACAUCCUGUCCAUGCCUGGUUACAGCCCAGAGGAGAAGCAGACCGCAUGGAACAAAUCCUUAGAGCACGUUAAGGAGCUGGUUAGCAUUAACCCUGCUAAAGCUGCCGAGCUGGUGGCGGGACACUUCAUCAGCGAGGUAGAGCCUAUUAUCACUGCACUACAGGAUGAUCAUUUGGUGUUCCAGUUCCUGAGGAACUUGCUGAAUCCAAGCGAUGGGCAGAAGCCUCAGGCUGUUAUGGAUCUGGGGCCUGAGCUCCACGAGCUCCUGGUGGACUUGAUGUGCCGUUUCAGUCCUCGCCAAGUCACCCCUUUCCUCGAGACGUCCCAGAGCUACCGCCUGGAGGAGACCGUUGAAAUCACCAAGCAGCAUGAGCUACAUGAAGCCACCGCCUACCUGCUGGAGAAGAAAGGAGAUGUGCAGGGAGCCUUCCAAGUGCUGCUACAGACACUAAAGGAGAAGCUGAACACACUUGUCCAGGAGAGUUCAGAGCAGGCCACGCCGAGGCCUGAGGGAGAGGAGGAGGAGGUAGCUGAUGAAGAUUACACCCCACUGGCCAGGGUGGAGGAAGCCCUUAGUGACAUCAUCGCACUGUGUCACCGGAGCUCACAUGGACUUAACCAGCAGCAGAGAGAGGCUCUCUGGUUUCCUCUCCUAGAGGUGAUGAUGUCUCCACAAAAAUUCCUCAAGGGCCCUAAUGCCAAGGACACUUCUGAUGCACUGAAAGAGCUCACUAUGAAGGUGUUAAACAGCAUGUCCAGCUUCAUCGCCCUGCCUGCCAUCAUCCAGCGCAUCCUACAGGACCCUGUAUAUGGGAAGGGAAAGUUAGCAGAGAUCCAGGGCCUCAUUCUGGGCAUGUUGGAAACUUUCAACUAUGAACAGACUCUGUUGGAGACCACCACCAAUCUUCUGAAUUCGGACUUGCACUGGUCUCUGGCUCACCUGCGGAAGGCCGUCAGCAGGGGACUCCACCCUCGACAGGACCACUGCAACAUCUGCCUGCAGCAGUACAAAAGGAGGCAAGAGAGCGAGGAGGAGAUCAUCAUCUUCAGCUGUGGUCACCUGUAUCACUGUCAGUGCCUGCAGCGGAAGGAGCAAGGGGUUGUUGGUAAAGAUCCCGGGCAUGUGGGAGAUCGGGUUCACUCGUGGAGCUGUUAUAAGUGCACGUCCAGUCAGGGUGCUCGUCCCGGAGACCGCCUGCUCGCUGAGGGAGGCCGAGUCCGAUCCACUUCUCUGGCCCAGACCAAAGUGACAUCCGUCCAUCGGGGAUCCGCCGCCGAAACUCAUCACAGAAAGGAGCUGACUGAAGUGACGCUAGACGCCCAGCAGACGCAGGCGUGGGACCAGCUGCGCUGCAUGUACAGAGGACCCUCCAGAUUGGCUAUCCUCACAGAACUCACCCACUCCCACAGCAGCGAGAGAACCGGCCUGGUAAACCCCACAAACCCAGGAACAGGAAGCAUCUACCACAGUGAAAACCUCAGCCUCAAGCUUUCUCCACCACCAAUGGUGGAGGAAUAGUGCAGACUCCGCCCACUGUUACAGACCUGAAUAAAAGCGUUACUGUA